AGCCAAGAUGGUUUUGAACAUUUCGCAUACCACAUUGUAGUUUUGUUUGUGGCCUUGUUUCUUAUACUUCUCUGCCUUUCUCUCUCUCUACCUACUAUUGUCUCUGUUCCCCAGACAACCUCGGCAUAGGGCUUUUAUCAUUUCUCUCCCAUGAUUCAUCAGCAUGUGUUUUUAGAGUUGUCUCCUCAGUACUCUAGCGGCAAGAUCAUGAGCCACUGAAGAUAGAGGAGAGGAUUGGAAGUGCUUGCUUGCUGUUGAACCAUAGCGAUAAAAUUGAUUCCUGAAGAUGGAGGAUGAACAUGGGCUUGAGCUUAGCCUGGGUCUAAGCUUUGGUGGAUCAUCCGUCAAAUGCAAAGGUAAAAGUGGUAGCUCUUCUGAGGCAAAGACAGAAGAAAGUGAUCAAGGCAACAAAGUAGUCGAUGACCUUAGAAACUUUUUUAAUGCUAGUGGCCAGAGAGAGGGCUCAAGCACUGCCUCACAAAAAAGUGGCUCUGUGAAACCUCAGGACAACUUCUUCAAUGAUCUUUCCAAGGUACCUGUUGAUGCAGAUGCUUCUAUCGAGUUGAAUGGUAUGGGGCCCUGGGUUGCCAACAAUAAUAGGUCUGAGGAAACUGAUGAAGAAAAAAGGUCAGAAGCAGGUAGUAAGCGUAAAAUCUUCUUUGAUGAGAUUAGUAAUCAAAAGAAGCAUGAGGGAGAAGCUCAUCUUACUGAUUUGCCUGAAAAGUCAAAAGUGUCUCACAUAUCUAUUACAAGCGAAAGUGGCUCAAUUGCUGAAAAUGAAGAUGUUGCAGAGUCUGAAGUUGGUUCAGCAUCAAGGAUACUUUCACACCAUGAUGAUGGCUGCAUACGAUUUACUGCAGUUGGCGGUUCUUGUGAGAGUGGACCAAAGGGGGUUCAUGGGUCAGCCAAUUCCAGUGUUGUGGACUUACAAGGGCAGAUAAAUUUUAACGGUUCCGCAGAAAAUGACUUUAGGCUUGGAAACUUGCCAUCUACUGUUCCUAUAAACAUCAUGAAUGUCCCUUACUCUGUAACUGGGAAAGAUUCUAACUCUGUAAGUGCAGCCAGUACGUCUGGCCAUCCUCCAGGCAUGAAAAGCAUAUCUAUCCUAAAUGGUGAUCAUCAAACAGGGAGCCAGCUUAUGUUCGGCUAUUCCUCUUUACAGCUUCCAAUGUUGGAUAAGGAUAGUUCCUCAGGUUUUGUAUCUCAGCUUCAACAGUUCCAUUCUUCCUUCAGCGGUAGAAGCACGCCAAAUUCAGAUAAAUAUAAUGAUGGCUUGAUGACAUCUCAAGCAGCCAUGCACCUAGUUGCACGAAAUACAUCCAAGGCAACUCAAUAUGAUGGGAAGAAGUUUGAGCAGGCCAGAGGUGAUGGCAAACAGCAUGCCAGAGGAGAAGCUUCCUCUUUUCUGACAGAGGAAGAAAGAAUAAACAGCAUGAACCUCAGGGGUAAGGAGGGUUCUGACCGGUCAGCUGCAGAAGGUAUCUCUUUUGAUUUUUCUGCUAUAAAACCAGGUAUUGCUGCAGAUGUAAAAUUUGGGGGUAGCGGCUCCUAUCCAAAUCUGCCAUGGGUUUCUACCACUGGGCCCGGUCCAAAUGGUAGAACCAUUUCUGGUGUUACAUACAGGUACAGUACAAACCAAAUCAGGAUUGUUUGUGCUUGCCAUGGUACCCACAUGUCGCUGGAAGAGUUUGUUAGGCAUGCUGCUGAAGACAAUGUUAAUUCAGACAGUGGGAGUGGUUUGGCAACUUUUUCAAGUGCCAAUCCUGCUGCCUCUGCUCAAAGUUGAGAUAUGCUAUCCAUUUAUAACUAGAUUAAUAACGUGCUGAUAAGGGGUGGACGGAAACCUGGUUAUGAAUAUGUGUACUAAUUGUGAGAUCCCUCCUUCCUCUUCUCAUUGUACUUUCAUAUCUUUUACCAUAACUUUGCUUUUCCAAUUUCCAUCGAAUGUUGCAAUUUUAUGUAAUAAUGUGUAUAAUCAUCCCCUUAUCCCGAAGCAAUGUUUAAGUAUUUCACCUUUUGUAUUUUA
This is a messenger RNA of Tripterygium wilfordii, 2026 nucleotides long. RefSeq names its product ninja-family protein mc410-like. The transcript is spliced from 3 exons. The record is from RefSeq and is a predicted model, not a curated record. Gene Ontology annotation, biological process: negative regulation of DNA-templated transcription; jasmonic acid mediated signaling pathway. NCBI's taxonomy places the organism in Eukaryota, Viridiplantae, Streptophyta, Magnoliopsida, Celastrales, Celastraceae. Gene Ontology annotation, cellular component: nucleus. The coding region runs from base 287 to 1786 and encodes 499 amino acids.